Sinocyclocheilus rhinocerous is the source of this 1264-nucleotide messenger RNA. RefSeq names its product potassium channel subfamily K member 5-like. The transcript has 4 exons. Lineage: Eukaryota; Metazoa; Chordata; Actinopteri; Cypriniformes; Cyprinidae. Gene Ontology annotation, molecular function: outward rectifier potassium channel activity; potassium ion leak channel activity. Gene Ontology annotation, biological process: potassium ion transmembrane transport; stabilization of membrane potential. Gene Ontology annotation, cellular component: plasma membrane. The coding region runs from base 1 to 1173 and encodes 390 amino acids. The record is from RefSeq and is a predicted model, not a curated record.
AUGGAGAGAAACAGCAAUUUUCCAAGUAAUCGAGGAACCGAACUGGGAGGCCAAAGGUAUUUUCCAAAGGAAAAGGACAAGAUAUUGAAAAAAUAUCCAUGUCUUAAAAAGGCUGACCUGGACCACAUUCUAGAGGUGGUGUCUGAUGCUGCAGGACAAGGCAUCACCAUCACAGGAGACAAAACCUUCAACAACUGGAAUUGGCCCAAUGCUGUCAUCUUUGCAGCUACAGUUAUUACAACUAUAGGUGUUGACCCCAAUGCUGACUACCCUACUCUGUAUCGGUACUUUGUAGAGGUGUGGAUUUAUCUUGGUCUGGCAUGGCUGUCUUUGUUUUUCAAUUGGAAGGUGCGCAUGGUUGUGGAGGCUCACAAAGCUCUAAAGAAACAUCGUAAAAGGCGCAAACUUUCUCUGGAUGAGUUACAGCGCAUCAAGGCAAGUCACAAGACCCUACAUCUGCCACCAACUCCCAAUGAUGUCAACAUCUUUAGCUUCCUGUCCAAGAAAAAAGAAGAUUACAAUGACUUAAUCAAGCAGAUAGGUGUUGAGAAGGAAGGAGAAGAUCAAUGUGUCGGCUUCAUCACUGGAAGCAAGAAUAAAGCACCAAACCGCUCAAAGAGCUGCAGUGAUAGUCAUUCCAUUAAUGGAAAUUACAUUAUCAGUCUAGACCGCUCACCUCGACAGAAACGCCACUAUAGCUUCAGUGAUAGAGUUAAUGUAGCUCUCUCAAAAUCCAAGAGUUACCUUCUUAGCCAAGAGGAAUGUCUUCUCAUGAAUGAAAUGCAUGGGGAAGGAGAGACAGACACUGACCUAGACAGUAUAAGAAUGUAUGAGAAUCAGUUGGACAAGGAGGCAGGAGAGAAACACAAAUGUCUAGAACAUGGAGGAUGCAGCGAUGGCCGGAUCACAUGGGACUCCAAAAGUUACCAGCCCCUCAUGUUUCCCAAUGCCAACAUUACCUUUAUUGAUGAAGAGAAUUUGCUAAACAACAACCUGGAGAAUGAUGAUAAUGACUUUAUGCCUAAGUUUUCAACUGCUGAUGAGACCGAUUUCAAAGAGGAACAAGGCUCGGAAUCUGAGACCUCCGUAUUCACCACAGAUGGGUCGGACCAUGGCCACUCCUAUGAACAGCUGGUGGAAGAGUAUUCCAAAGAGGACAACACUGACAUUUGAUUCUGUCUCCUUUCUUAAACCUCAGUAAAGUUUUGUUUCAUGAAAAACCCGAAAUGAUGGUGAAAACUAUAGAAAUAUAAGGUUUUACACA